Messenger RNA from Aspergillus nidulans FGSC A4, 615 nucleotides. Its product is annotated as protein ngn8. The transcript has a single exon. Lineage: Eukaryota; Fungi; Ascomycota; Eurotiomycetes; Eurotiales; Aspergillaceae. The coding region runs from base 1 to 615 and encodes 204 amino acids. The record is from RefSeq and is a predicted model, not a curated record. Gene Ontology annotation, molecular function: acetyltransferase activity; transferase activity; acyltransferase activity, transferring groups other than amino-acyl groups.
AUGGCGACCCCAACAUCGACCUCAAUACCGCCGACCAUUGUCCGCCUGCCUAAAUCUCACACUCUCAUCCGCCCUUUCACCCCUACCACUUCCGAUAUCCAAUCCCUCGCGCGCCAUGCUAACAACCCUAAAAUUGCACAAUACAUGCGCAACGCGUUCCCAUCUCCAUACAAACACUCGGACGCAAGCAGUUGGAUAACAUUCACUAUGUCCCAGAGCCCCACGCACGACUUCUGCAUUUGCCUUGAAUCAACCAACACCGUUAUCGGCGCUAUAGGUCUCAAGCCACGUACGGACAUCCAGCACUGCUCUAUGGAGCUCGGGUACUGGGUGGGCGAAGAGUACUGGGGAAGGGGGAUUGCCACUGAAGCAGUGGAGGAGUUUGUGCGGUGGAUCUUUAGCCGGGAUGAGUUUGCGCAUGUGGUGAGACUUGAUGCAGAAGUUUUUGAUGGGAAUGAAGGGAGUAAGAGAGUUCUCGAGAAGGCUGGAUUUGUGUUUGAGGCGCGGAGGAGAUGCGCUGUUGAGAAGGGAGGUGUGGUGCUGGAUACAUUUACUUAUGCGGUUAUAAGGGAUGACCUAAAAACGUUUGGAGCUGCAAAUCCGACACGCUCAUGA